AUGGCAGACUCGACCCCGCAACGACCCGAACAACGACGGGACCUUUCGUUCUACUUCGUCCUUUUGUUUCUCGUCGGACCGUUAUGGUGCGCGGUGCCACUUUCCUGGGCAUUUGUACUCUACUCUCUACAUACCGGAAGAAUAUGGCUCUAUGCCUGGCAGGGCAGGACCGUCUUCGCCGUUGCAUUGUGCGAGGUGUUCUUCAGUGUAUAUCACCAUAAUUUGUCGAGAUAUGUAGCCUCGACACCACCGCAACCUCCAGGGAAUCCCGAAGAAGUUAGAGCGGCGUAUACUCGCGCGGUGAAGGCGGGCUUGUUCGUCUUCCCGGAGGAUGCGUUCGACGGUGAAAACCUUGACGCCAGCCGACCUGGAAGCCCAGCAGAAGACAUCGUCCAGCUUGAACACGAUGAUUCUCGAGCGGAAGAGUAUCGUAACGUUCUUCGUACUUGGUUCCGUCAUGCACCCUGGUCAGCCAUCCGGUUGUACGAGAUCAAGAAGUGGCUAUAUUGGUGUAUCUUUAAUUCGCAUCUGCCCCCGGAUCAUGAAAUACCAGACACUCAUCGCAGCGUCUUGGAUGAGGCCCUCGAUCUCUUGCGGAAACGCACUGGCACAACAGUCUUCGAGGAAUCACCUUCGAAACACCAGCCUUUACUCUUGACACUCGAUUCUGUCAAGAUUCAUUGGCGUCCAUUCGCUUUCUACGCGCUCGUUGGAACUUUCAGCAGAUUACUUAAACUAUAUCUCGUACGCAACCGCCGCGUCCGGUUCGGUAGCUAUGAUGGCCUAGAAUACUUGAUCCGUAUACCCUCUCAAUGGGAUUCACACCACGGUCCCCGCCCGAUUGUCUUCGUUCAUGGGCUUGGACUAGGGCUGCUUCAAUACCAGAGCUUCGUUUUACGCCUCCUAGAUGAAUUCCCCGACCGCCCAGUAUUCAUACUACUUCAAUCGCAUAUUAGCCAAGACUUCUUUCAUAGGGAUUACUUACGACCCAUGAACCGACAUGAUACCACCCAGCGCUUGGCAGCCUUGUUCCUCCGCCUUGGCUGGGUUCGACCCAUCCGUGAUACCUCCUCGGAUGAAGAGGAAGAUAUAGACACUCAAAAUGUUGCCUCGUCCCUACUAUCUAAUCAGAAAGGUGUUACAUUCGUCAGUCACUCAAACGGGUCCUACUGCCAUGCCUGGAUGCUCAAGAACUACCCACACAUGGUGACACGCUCAUGUUUUGUCGAUCCUGUGACAUUCUGUUCUUGGGAAGGCGAUGUGUGCUACAACUUUGUUUAUCGGCCGUGUACCACGGGCAUGCAUUUGCUCAUGCGUUACUUCGUCAGCUCUGAGCUGGGCACAGCCAACCUCCUGCAGAGGCACUUUGACUGGUCCUCGAAUUCGUUAUGGUACGAGGAGAUCCCUCAUGCAAGAGACCCAUCGAAAUCCUUCUUCCUUGUCGGCGGCAAAGACGAAAUCGUGCACGCUGAACGCGUCGCCCGAUAUCUGCGCGGACAUGGCAUACGUAAAGGAUUCUGGAUGGAUCCAGAGGGCCGACACGGUAGCGCCCUCGCCUCUGGCGGAGAAGGGCAUCAAGCAAUUCUCGAGUGGCUUCGCGAAGAAUAA
This is a messenger RNA of Pleurotus ostreatus (oyster mushroom), 1608 nucleotides long. RefSeq lists its product as uncharacterized. Bases 1 to 1608 code for a protein of 535 amino acids. The record is from RefSeq and is a predicted model, not a curated record. NCBI's taxonomy places the organism in Eukaryota, Fungi, Basidiomycota, Agaricomycetes, Agaricales, Pleurotaceae. The transcript has 7 exons.